UUCAUUUUGAUUAUGCUGAUUACAUAAGACGACCAGUCAAUAAUAAUAAGGAUGGAGUUUGGAUGACGAUUGUGGAGGCGUUUAUUUCGGCUGCUUGUAGGGCCUACUUAUGUAAAUCCGUUUUUUUCAUUUGCAAGAACGUCUUCAUGGGAGUCGUUGAGUUUAGAAAAUGGUUCCCCUAUGACGCAUUUUUGCUUAAAAUAAUCAAGGUGAUGACGACUGCACCAACAGUGCAUGAGUUGUGCGCCAAUGUGCGUGUGACUGAGGACAAACACGCGUGUGACCUUUGUCGUGAUAAAACUUCGCUUCCUGCAGUCACCAAGACAGACAAGGUUAUAUUAUUUAAGUUGAAUCACCGCUUCAACAGGUUAUUUCAAUGAGAACACAAAGCAAUCCUAAAUGCGGACAUGUACACGGUGUGUACAUGUUUAAUAUAGAUUGUGAAAGAACUACGUAUUCUUCUUCGAACUCCUGGAUUACAACGAAUGUGGUGUUAUUAUUGUCAAUAUUUACCGUGUCAAGAUGUUUAGUGACGCUAUGUCAAGUGGACAUGUAAUUGAUUUGCUUCGUGGUGUUAAUUAAUCGCUCAUUUCAAUGAGAUCACAGAGCAAUUCCAUCUGCGGACAUGUACACACUAUAAAGUAUGGAAAGGGGUGUAUUGUGUGUUUGUCAUAGAAUGUGAAAGAACCUUCAGUUUUAUCCGAUUUCCUGGAUUACAACAGCCGUGUAAAAGGUUAACAUUUCUCAAGCAAGAUGCUACAGUGGCGCUCUUAGGUGUUUAUAUGUUUACUUUAAGCCGAGUGUCUGAUGUAUCGAUCAGAAGCAGCUUCGCCUGACAAGUUGCGAACCAGUGGUUUAAACAACUCCACAACUAUCUCCGCGAGGACCGACCAGCCACUCGGCACUACCCCGUCAAACAUGCCGUCUCGACGGUCUAUAAAGCGGGGCGAGUCCCUGAUCGAAGAAGGUAGUACUCAACAGUACGAGCAGGAGAGGAAGCAAAUGGCGACAAAUAAUUUAGAACAGAAUGAGGACAUAACCCAGCGUACUUCUCUAGCGCAUGGUCUCGUGGCUUCACUAUUAGAAAACACCGGAGCACAUGGGAUCCCAAACAUCAAGAGAGCACCAAAUCUAUUCCGUAGGUUGAUGUGGACUGGAUUGUUCCUUCUUGGGCUGGCCAUGUUCUUGUGGCAGACUUCUUGGUUGUUGGAGAGGUAUUAUUCGUACGGUGUGGAUGUUAAACUUGAUAUUUCGAACGAUAGAAUGAUUGCAUUUCCAGCUGUCACAAUCUGCAAUUUGAAUGGUAUCAGGAGUGAAUAUAUCGAGGACCUAGUGGAUGGUGGUUGGAGUCUUCCUCCAAGCUUAAACCGGCCUACACUGGGCCUCCCCAGUGUUGACCCAGAUACCGAAGAAGAUGAGCAGUUUAGUAAGAUUGCAGACGCUGUCAAACUGGUUGGACUUCUCAAUUACCAUAAAAGACCCCCGACAGGUCACUUGCUCUCCGACAUGCUGCUUAGAUGUGUGUUCCAGGGACGGGCUUGUCAUGCUCGUGAUUUCACUCACUUCCAUCAUUACCUGUACGGGAACUGCUAUAUCUUCAAUGCUGAAACAGAGCCAACCCAACGACGGUUUGUUAGUAAACCUGGGCCCCUGCACGGCUUGACUGUGGAGAUGUACAUUGAGCAAGAUCAAUACAUGGAGAAUAUUCAGCCCUCUGCUGGGGCUAGGGUCGCCGUCCAUCCACAGAAUGAAAUGCCAUUCCCGGAGGACGAGGGUACAAGCGUUUCACCUGGACACGAAACAUUCAUUGGUGUCAAAAGAACGAACUACACCCGUCUGGAGCACCCGUACAGCAACUGCACGCUAGAUAACGACAGGAACAAAGAAACGAUCUUCAAUUUGGCUUUACCGUACAUCCACUAUAGUCAACGGGCAUGCGAAAACGACUGUUUCUACCAGAAUUUUACCCAGGAAUGCGGCUGUACGAAUGCCAAAUACAGGUAUGAUGACAGCAUUCCGUUGUGUGUCGACGCAACCCAAGAUGCGUGCCUGGACAGAAUUGAAGAAUUGUACCUAGACGGGGAUCUAGACUGCAACUGCACCUCCCCAUGCAGGGAAUUGGGAUAUGACGUCACAGUUGGACAGGCACGGUGGCCGAACGAGAAGUUCAAGCCUUUUCUUUAUACUUCUGUCCGGAAUUUCUCGGAAGAUUUGGAGCGGGACAUCGACGGGGAGUCGGAUCCGGAUUUUUUGGAGAAGAAUGUGCUAAAAAUAAACGUCUACUUUGACAAACUCGAGUACACCACAAUUUAUCAGGAGAAAGCAUACGACGAGAUCGCACUUCUUAGUGAUAUGGGCGGCAAUGUAGGAUUAUGGAUCGGUGUGUCUGUACUCACUGUGUUUGAGUUCAUCGAACUUGCCUACGAUUUGUGCAAACUUAUCGCUUACAGGAUCGCAGGUGGCCAGAUGGGACCUCGAGGAGCAAUGAGCACAAGCAAAGUGACGGCGUCAGAAAUAGAUUUAGAAGUAAGAAACAAUGGAACCAUCGACGAAGAACACUCGCACUACGAAAAUUCGUAAUAGACAUCUGUGGCGUUAUUUAACUCAAAGUUGUUAUGUAUUAACUAAUUAGUUGAUACAAGUUUUCACUGACAGAGCUCUCUGUCCAAGAAGCGUUGAAAUGGAUUUUCUUUGUUCGUAAUAAUGUCACAUCAGUAUGGAGCUUUUAAAGGAACAUUAAACAAAUGUAAACAAAAAUAUUGAUAAUAAUGUAACGAAUCCGGAACAAAACAGUCUUCGUUUGAACGAAUAUAAUUAAACAAAAAUCAAUCAUCAUUCUCGAAAAAAAGAAGAUAAAUGUUAGUUUUUAGAUUUUCCCCAAAUUUUAUUUACCAAUGUUCAUUUAAAAGCUCCGUACAUAUUGAUUGCAUGUUUCUGAUAAUGAUUGCCAUGCUUUUACCUUGUACACAUUUGUUUUUAAGUCAUACUAAUUCAAAUGAAUUAAAAGUAGUGAACACAGUUUUUGUGACGUUUAUGAAGCAUAUUUAUUGCAAACUGUUUUAUUUAAAAGUCAGUUUAUACUUUUGGUUAUUAUUGUCAAAGACCAUUACCCAAAGUUGGUUUGUCCCAACACAUGCAACUCACCAAAACUGUGAAAUUGGUUCACUUGGUCGCCGACGUUGCUAAAAAAAAUAACGAACGAAAAAAUACAUUAAAUGUUGCAUAGAAUCGUGUGCUGUCAUAAAGCCUUUCUCGGAUUCACUUUUGUGUGU
Messenger RNA from Asterias rubens (European starfish), 3272 nucleotides. RefSeq names its product amiloride-sensitive sodium channel subunit alpha-like. Bases 808 to 2580 code for a protein of 590 amino acids. The record is from RefSeq and is a predicted model, not a curated record. Gene Ontology annotation, molecular function: ligand-gated sodium channel activity. Lineage: Eukaryota; Metazoa; Echinodermata; Asteroidea; Forcipulatida; Asteriidae. Gene Ontology annotation, cellular component: membrane. The transcript is spliced from 12 exons. Gene Ontology annotation, biological process: sodium ion transmembrane transport.